AUGUCUUCAGUUCACUACAAAUUUAAAGCAACACUAGAAUACAAAACUUUAACUUUUGAUGGCCUCCAUAUAGGCGUGGAUGAAUUAAAAAAGGCAAUAUGCGAUAAAGAAAAUAUUCGAACAGAAUCUUUUGAUUUGUUAAUCACAAAUGCCCACACAAAAAGAGAAUAUACGACGGGGGAAUUGGUCCCAAGAAAUUCUUCUGUGGUAGUUCAGAGAUUGCCGAGAGACAAUGCUUUGAAGUUACCCAAAGUCCAGGAUACAGCAAAUAGCGGGAUUGUUCAACGUUCUGCAGGCGUUUUCCAGUCUUCGACCUACAUUAGUCCGGAUGAUUUUUCGAAGCUUACUGAAGAACAGAGGAUUGCCCAUGUAAAACAAGUUUCUGCAGAGAAAUACAGCGCUGCAAACUACCAAAGACGAGCAAUUGGAAUCAUGUCUGGACCUCCUCCACCGACUUAUGUUUGCAAUCGUUGUGCGCAACCUGGUCAUUGGUACAAAAGCUGUCCAUUGGUAAUUUCACUUCUCUUCUUCCUCCUUUCCACAUUGAUGAUGAGGAAAUCGAGUGAUCGGGGAAUUUUUAAUCAACAAUGGCCUAGAACGGUUUUUCUUGUGUUUUGCCAUUGA
Meloidogyne enterolobii is the source of this 624-nucleotide messenger RNA. The record is from the annotation of a GenBank genome assembly. Lineage: Eukaryota; Metazoa; Nematoda; Chromadorea; Rhabditida; Meloidogynidae.